Drosophila sechellia is the source of this 2809-nucleotide messenger RNA. RefSeq lists its product as uncharacterized. The transcript has 8 exons. The coding region runs from base 1 to 2490 and encodes 829 amino acids. NCBI's taxonomy places the organism in Eukaryota, Metazoa, Arthropoda, Insecta, Diptera, Drosophilidae. The record is from RefSeq and is a predicted model, not a curated record.
AUGUCAAACCAACUGUUUUUCCUGAGCUUGGCGGACAUCUUCUCGGUGUAUCCGGCCAUCUUCAAAGAACAGAGCAAGAAGCUGAAGAAGACCAAGCAAAUCUACCUACCCAGCGAUGAGGAGUGGCAGGACAAGAUGUACUAUAUGCUAUUGGAGAUUCAGCGUCAUGUGAACGAAUCUUCCGAUGAUGCGCUAACCCUGCACGACAUCAAUAAGAAGGAGAAACCAGUGUUCGACCCCUUGCGCAUUACCAAGAUCGUAUCGCCAGGAGUUAGCCCAUGUGGCAGACGCAGUAGGACCCUCAAGUACUGUCAUUCCACGGCGGUGAAGAUCAAACUGAAGGCCGGAGCACGCUGGACCUUGCCCACCAUCGCCAAUGCCGCCAAACUCCUCCGCAAACCUCCGAUUUUGGUGGACUUCAAGAAUGAGCACGAGAUGCGUUUGGCUUUCUCCUUGAUCUACGACGUCUUUCGAUAUAAGGUUGUUAUGUCGAACGCUCUAGAGGAUGUCUCCUUCUUUGAGGAGCACAAAGAGUUAAAAAACGACGAGCAAAGAAUUUGGCUGAUGCUCUUUGAACUCUACGAUCGUCAGUUUAAGGGUCGAAAUUCUGAGGAAAAGGAUUUGCAAGCGAGGCUUUACAAGGAAUCCGAAGUUACAGAACUCGCGGAUCUCCUUUGGCAACAUCGCAUUCGACUGGCAGCCUCGAUUUCCCGAAUGAGAAUCCAGGUGGGAGCACUCCGACUGUCACAACUGCUUCCUAUCCACCUCCAAAACGAAAAGGUGGCCAUCGCAGCUGCCAAUCCUGUGGUUACCGGUUGGAUAAAUCCUUUUUUGAUACGAAAUAAAGAGGAGGCGGAUAAGAUCCUUACAGAAAUGGGCUUUACUGUCCAUGGACCGGACGACGAGGAGCCACUGUUGGUCCAGCACUGCAAGUGGGACAACAUAUGUCCUUUGGUCAUAUCCUGCAUUCCCAAGGAUCGCAGCGAGUUCACCAAAUCCGUGUUGAUGAGUAAACAUUACUUUAUAAUGCAGGACAAGAACUUCACCUUCGGUCCGGCCAUCAUGUCCAAGUUGAUGGAUUACUUUGAGCUGGAUGGCGAUAUACUGCAGACGCAUAUCGGUUCUCCACGAUCGACGGCAUACUUGGCAGCCUUGUUUUACUCCAUCAACCGGGUGAAUAACUUUUAUGUUUAUGGAGCAGGAGCAAAUCUGAAGGAGUACCGGCGAUAUAUGGAAUCCAUUGGGGUCAAUAAUAUCCGGCUGUUUGGCGAUGCCUUCACCUCGUUUCCCAUGGAAUCGAAUCGCUUUCGAACGGUUGUGGGUGUCUUCGCUACACCGCCGAAUUCCUUUAGUGCAAUCUCGGAUCCCAUCGAUUUGAUCUGCUCCCGUGGUGGCGAUCUGAGCAUGCUGGAGGUGCUCACCGAAUCGGAGGUCAGCGACGAGGGUCGCCAGCGGGUGGCCAUGAUACUCGAGGAGCAGCUGCUGACCCUCACCAUGUCGAUGUCGCGACCCCAAGUGCAAUUCGUUCUCUAUCAAACGCACUCGAUUGUGGGCACCGAGAACGAGGAUAUGGUGCAGCAUGUCCUGGAGCUGAUCAAUAAGCUGGCGCUGGAAAAGCAUCGCAAUGCGUACAAGGAGCAGAAGCGUCUGGAGGCGAUAGCCGAAGCGGAGGCAGCCAACAUUCCGGCAGCUGCAAUGAGCAAGGAUUCGCCCAGGAAGAAGGACAAACCGGAACCUCCAGCUCCUGGACCUCCGGGCUCCACAGCUCCGCCACUGCCGCGUGUGGAAAGCAUUGAUCUGAUAGUAACACCCGAUAUCGAUGAGUUCGUGCAGGAUACCGUGCCGGAUAUAUGCAUCAAUCAGGAUGAUUGCAUCAAACAGCAGGUUACGGGCAGUUACCUGGCCUUGGUGCGUCGCAAAACCCUAACUCAUUUGAAUGAAAAGUACCUGAUUCGCCGGGCGGAGCAGAGAGGACUCUUUGGCAAGCCCGAAAAGGAUGUCAAGGAGCGUUCGAGACCGAAGACUGUGAAGCUGCCGGAGCAGCAAUCGGAGCCAGCGCCCCAGGACAUGGGCUAUGAUCCGCAGGGCUCCGCCCACAGUUCAAGUGCCCAGCAAAUUCUCCAGCGUCUGCAGCGCUCCACCAGCGCCAGUGCGAUCCGUUCGCACCUGACCAAGGUGUCAUCGACGUACCGCCGCCCCAUCGCCUUCAACUUUGUGAGGCGCGAGUGCAAGCGCUUCUACGUCUUGCCCGUCUACAUGCACAGCACCAAGCAGAGCAUUCGAUUAUGGUGGCAAUAUGCCUACAAAUGCGUCACGCCCUCCGCCUCGGCCGGCGCCGUCUGGAAUCCGAAUCUGAAAUUCCGGCUCUACUGCAGCCGGCAGCUGCGCAUCCGUAAACUGCGACGUGGUCCGUGGUCCAGGAGGCAGCCACUCCGGCUGCAUAUCAAUGACAUCAAGCUGAUGUGCCAGUUGCGCGGGCGCAGUAAAUAAAUGAGGUGACGGCAAAGCCCUAAAAGGUCUAGAAAAAUUCCAUGAUACGAGUGAUUUGUCAUCAAACUUUGAUAAAAUUCCACAGAUAAUUCUGUUUGAAAUUUGAACAAUAAACUUGGCGCCAAUUUAGGGCAUUUAUCGAUAGACCAAGUCAACCAGUGCUGCAAACGGUAAAAUUUUAUAUUUUAUAAGCACCAAUUUCAAAACUCUUUCUAAAAUUUUAUUAAAACGUAUUAUCAUUUUCUUUAUUUUGUUGAACUAAUACUUUUUGGUUCAAUAGUGUUACCAACAAUUUAAUAAAAACUGUUUGAAAAAUAAA